UUCACCAUUGAGUCCGCGCGCCGAGUGUGGCAACUUUAAAGCGAGCCGCUCCUUCUCUGACGCUGCCCGUUUCAGCAGCGAGGCGUUUAGUACUUUGGCCGUUUCUUUAAAAAUAACAUUGCGGAUAUUCAUCCCUUUAAAGACUCGCAGUUUUUUUGCCUUGCGAAAAACAGCUUUAUUUGUGAAAAACAAAGUUAAGGCGUUCAGCCCGAAAAACAGAAGCUCUCGCCAGCCGGCGGCUAUUUGUUUUUGCUUAUUAUGAAUACAUGCUUUUAUAAAACAGCAAAGAGGUGAACCGAGGAACUACUUUUUGCGUUUUUGUUUGUUUCUUCUAAUACUUAAGGAAAGUUUUUUUCAGUAUCUUAAGACCCGCGCAUCCCUUUUCCUGCUGUUUGAAGAUGCGGUGAUGUAACUAUAGCGGAAUGGAUUAAAAACGCGCAUCCCAGGAUUUGGUAGAAGUGUGAGAGUUUGUCUCUUGUUGCUGGCUGUGUUUCUAAGUAAAAGAGGCAAUCGAGUUAAAGAUGGACGAAGGGCAGCUGGAAAACGGGGUUCAGACCACCAAAGAUUGCGAUCGGCAGCUCCGUUUGAGACUUUGCGUUUUAAAUGAGAUCCUGAACACGGAGAGGGAUUACGUGGGAACAUUGCUCUUCAUCCAGUCGGCCUUUCUGCAGAGGAUCCGGCAGACCCAAGACGAGCAGCAAUGCCUCUCUCCGGAGAACGUCAGGAUCCUCUUCUCCAACAUCGAGGCCAUCCUGGAGGUCCACAAGAAGGUGCUGGCAGCCUUGGAGUCCAGCCUGCAGCCGGAGCCCCAUCCGCAGCACACCCUGGGUCACGUCUUCCUGCAGUUUAAAGGCCACUUCUCCGUGUACGGCGAGUACUGCAGUAACCAUGAAAAAGCCCUGAGACUGCUGAUGGAGCUGAACAAGAACACGCAGGUCCGGACCUUCCUGCUGCAUUGCAUGCUGCUGGGAGGGAAGAAGACCACAGACAUCCCCCUGGAGGGCUACCUGCUGACACCCAUCCAGAGGAUUUGUAAAUACCCGCUUUUGCUGAAGGAGCUGCUGAAGAGGACCCCUAAGAAGCACGCUGAUUACCCGGCGGUGGAGCAGGCCCUGCAGGCCAUGAAGACCGUCUGCUCCAACAUCAACGAGACGAAGAGACAAAUGGAGAAGCUGGAAGCCUUGGAGCAGCUGCAGUCGCACAUCGAGGGCUGGGAGGGAACCAAUCUGACCGACAUCUGUACAGAGUUGCUUCUCCAUGGAAAUCUGCUGAAGAUUUCUGCAGGCAACAUUCAGGAGCGGGUCUUCUUCCUUUUCGACAACCUCUUGGUGUACUGCAAACGGAAAUCCAGGGUUUCAGGGAAGAAGUCCACCAAAAGGACCAAGUCCAUUAACGGCCCUCUGUACGUAUUCAGAGGCAGAAUAAACACGGAAGUGAUGGAGGUCGAAAACGUGGAAGACGGAACAGCUGACUAUCAUAGCAAUAACUAUACAGUGACAAAUGGCUGGAAGAUCCACAACACGGCCAAGAACAAGUGGUUUGUCUGCAUGGCAAAGAACGCGGAGGACAAGCAGAAGUGGCUGGACGCCAUCUUGAAGGAGCGUGAGCAGAGGGAGAGCCUGAAGCUGGGCAUGGAGCGGGACGCCUAUAUGAUGAUCGCCGAGAAGGGAGAGAAACUCUACCACAUGAUCAUGAGCCGGAGCCGUCACCUGAUCAAGGACCGCCGGCGCAAGUUAUCUGUCGUGCCCAAGUGCUUCUUUGGAAAUGAGUUUGUGUCCUGGCUGCUGGAGAACGGCGAGAUCAGCAAAGCAGAGGAGGGCGUGAACUUGGGCCAGGCCUUGCUGGAGAAUGGCCUCAUCCAUCACGUGUCUGACAAGCAUCAGUUCAAGAAUGAGCAGGUCCUGUAUCGUUUCCGCUAUGACGAUGGAACAUACAAGGCCAGGAGCGAGAUGGAGGACAUAAUGUCAAAGGGCGUCAGGCUCUACUGUCGGCUCCACAGCCUUUUUGCGCCCGUCGUCAAGGACAGAGAUUAUCACCUGAAAACGUUCAAAUCGGUGAUUCCGGCGAGCAAGCUUGUGGACUGGCUGCUGUCACAGGGUGACUGCUCUUCGCGGGAGGAUGCCGUCAUGCUAGGCGUGGGACUCUGCAACAGUGGUUUCAUGCACCAUGUGCUGGAGAAGAGCGAGUUCAAGGACGAGUCGCAGUUCUUCCGCUUCUACGCCGACGAGGAGAUGGAGGGCACAGGCUCUAAGAACAAACAGCUGCGCAAUGACUUCAAGCUGAUCGAGAACAUCCUGGCGAAGUCUGUGCAGAUCCACCCCCAGGAGGAUGACUACGGCUUCGAGAUCGAGGAGAAGAACAAGGCCGUCGUGGUCAAGUCGGUCACCAGGGGCUCCAGCGCCGAGAUGGCUGGACUGCAGGUUGGUAGGAAGAUCUACUCCAUCAACGAGGAUCUGGUGUUCCUCAGGCCAAUCGCAGAGGUGGAGACCAUGAUCAGUCAGGCGUUCGGGAUCCGGCGCUCUCUGCGGCUGCUGGUGGCCACCAAAGCUAAAGAGAUGGUGAAGAUACCAGAUUGUCCGGACGCCCUGUCCUUCAAAAUCUGCGGUCAAUCUCCCCCUCAUGUGCAAGCUGUGAGGAAAGGUUCGGUCGCCGUCGCCGCGGGUCUCCAGCCGGGACAGUGUGUCCUCAAAGUCAACGGCAACAACGUCAACAACGACAGCCACUUGGAGGUCCUAGAACACUUUACAGCACACCGCACUGGCCAAGAGCAAAGGCAGCUGGGGCUGGCCCAGUGGGUCUACCGGACGUUUGAGGAUGCGGAAGAGGAAAGGGCGCGGAGACCCGGCAUUUCGGAGGCGGGGGCUGUCAGCGAGGAAGCCGCUAAGAGCUUUGGGAAACUGACCCUCUCAGAAGAGGGGCCGCUGGUCAGCCUGACGGUGGACAACGUGCACCUGGAGCACGGCGUACUCUACGAGUAUGUCAGCACGGCAGGCGUGAAGAGCUACGUGCUGGAGAAGAUGGUGGAGCCCAAGGGCUGCUUCAGCCUCACGGCCAAGAUCCUGGGGGCCUUUGCCGAGGAAGACAGCCUGUUCGUGAGAAACUGCCGGCAGCUGAUAGCACAGAGCAGGACCAUGGUGACGAUGCCGCAGUACGAGUUCCGCAACAUCUGCGACGCCAAGCUGGAGAGCAUCUGCAGACACAUGCAGUACUACCAGCAGUUUUCCCAGGAGCUCAAGGACAAGGCCUGGCCGACGUUCAAGAAGGCGGGUGGCCAUCCCCACCAGCUGGGCGCACUGGACUUCGUUCCCACCAACUGCCACGUCAACCUGAUGCAGGUCUCCUACCCCAAGAGCAGCACAUCGGCCGGGCGCACUUUCAGCAUCCGCUUCGGCCGCAAGAACUCCUUCUUUGGGCUGGACCCCGACCAGGCCAACCUGAACCCCAUGUCCCAAACAACGCACUGCAUCACUAGCAUGGCUGCCCCCUCCUUCAGCUGCCAGACUCUGGAGGAGGACGGAGACAUGGAGGCGGACAGCGGCCCCCUGGAGCGCAGCCUGGACGGCCGCUCCCAGCAGGAGGGGGGCGGCCUGAGCUUCCUCCUCAAGCAGGAGGACACCGAGGCCCAGGACGCCUACAUCCAUCUUUUCAGCCGCAUGGAUGUGGCCGUCAAGGAGAUGAAGCAGUAUGUGGCCCAGAUCGACGUCCUUUUGUCCUCUAUAACUGAGCCCACCCAGCCCGAGAGCUGCGACCCCCCCGCUGUAGAAGAGGCCCCCCCCACUGCAGAAGAUACUCCACCCACGUCGCCGGUAACAGAGGAAGUCGACCUGGACAAGUCGGAGCACGGCGGCAUCAAGAAGGUCUGCUUCAAGGUGACCGAAGAGGACCAGGAAGACUCCGGUCACGACACCAUGAGCUACAGGGACUCGUACAGUGAGUGCAACAGCAACCGGGACUCAGUGCUGUCCUACACCAGCGUCCGCAGCAACAGCUCCUACCUGGGAAGCGACGAGAUGGGCUCAGGUGACGAGCUGCCCUGUGACAUGAGAAUCCCCUCCGAUAAACAGGAUAAGCUGCAUGGCUGCCUGGAGCACCUCUUUAACCAGGUUGAUUCCAUUAACAGCCUUUUGAAAGGUCCGGUCAUGGUCAAGGCCUGUGAAGAAACCAAGCACUUUCCCAUGGACCACAGUCAGUCCGACCGUAACACAGAGGACUGGACAGCACGCUGUCGCUAUAUGAUCCAUAAGAACAUCCAGGAAGAUCCGUGGAACCUCCCCAGUUCCAUCAAAACCCUGGUGGAGAGUUUGCAGCGGCUUGUAGAAGAUGGGAAAAAUCAGCUGCUUCUUGCCCUGUUGAAAUGCACAGACACGGACCUGCAGCUCCGGCGAGACGUGAUCUUCUGCCAGAGCGUGGUGGGGGCGCUCUGCACCCUCACCGAGCAGCUCCUGGCCGCCCUCAAUUUCCGCUACAACAACAACGGCGAGUAUGAGGAGGAGAGCAAGGAGGUCAGCAGGAAAUGGCUGGAGCAGGUGGCGGCCAUCGGCGUGCUCUUCAACUUCCAGUCCACGCUGUCGCCUUAUGUGAAAGAGGAGCGGAUCAUGCUAGAAGACACCAAGGCUGCUCUGACGGAGCUGGAUAAAGUCACUGUUUACUUCCGGCAGCUUGAGGACGAAUGUCUGGUUGCGAACACGUCGGUUUGCUACCACGUGGAGGGGAGCAGACAGGCCCUCAGGGUCACCCUGUACCUCGACAGCUGCCACUUCAGCGAGCUGCCCACCCGCCUGCAGAACGGAGGCAGCCUCAAGCUGCACACGGUGCUUUUCACGAAACCUUUAGAGAGACCGGAGGGCCCAGCGAUACAGGACUGUGUCUCCGUGGAGGAGUUUCAGCUGCAAAUCAACGCCGUCUCGCUGGAGAAGGUCAAACUGUACUAUCGCAGGCUCAGGGCUUUCUACCUGGAAAAGUCCAACCUGCCCACAGACGCCAACGGCACAGCGGUGAAAAUAGAUCAGCUCCUGCGGCCCCUCAAUGCCCUGGACAACCUCUGUCGUCUGAUGCAGACCUACAUCAACUUCAAGCCCAGCGCGUCAGGUGGCGGCAGCAGCCACCCGUCUGGGGUCAGCAUUCUGUCGGUGUCCUCGGAGUUCUGCAACCGGCUUGGAGCCUGUCACAUCACCAUGUGUGCCACGGGCAUGCAGAGGUGUACCCUGAGCGUGUCCCUGGAGCAGGCCGUCCUCCUGGCCCGCAACCACGGCCUGCAGCCACGCUGCCUCAUGCAAGCCACUGACAUCAUGCGCAAACAGGGCACCCGAGUGGAAAUAUCAGCCAAAAAUCUCAAAGUGAUGGACCAGAUGCCUUCUGUUGCACCAAGGUUGUACAGGUUGUGUUUGCCCCCCUCUGAUGGGGAUCUGUAAAGACCACCUUUGCUUCAAUUACCCGCCUUUCCUCAUGUCUGUCACUUGGGCGCAGCAGAAACUGGACCCUUUUGGAGAGGGGCGACCGGGGGGGGGUGGGGGGCGAGGGGCUUGCAGAUGAUUCAUGCUGCAGAGUCUGUGUCGGGGUUAGACAGUGUGACAGUUGAAGAUUAAAAUACAGACUCUAGGCCGGCUUAGGCAGUUGCCACGAGAGACCAGCUCACCGCCGGUCUUCCCUGAUUACCUAAGACCUUUUGGGGACAAGGCACAGGGGGCCUGGGUCAUCGGCGCUGUCAGGGAUGAGCUCCCCCCCCCCCCCCCCCCCCCCCCCCCGGUUCCCCCGCAAUGGACUGUGGCUACAGCUCUAACAUUCCAUCCUCAGUUAACGCACGCCAGGCACGGCCGCUGGGGUCACCAUCCCUGGGUCACUGCCCGAGGUGUGUGGAGAAUGUGCAAUCAGUGUAUUCUGGCUUGAGUACUACUGCACUAUACAGAGUUGGUAUCUUAGUAUCUUAACAUGCUAUUUAUUGUCUGUCAACGUACUGAAAGGGGCAUUAAAUUUGUUAGUAAUUUCAGGUAUUAAGAAGACUGAAAAAAACUAGAAGUAUUCCAAGUUAAAUGUCACAGUAUUUAACAGAAAGGAAGUUUGCCUUUAAAUCCUAUGCUUGAAUCUGUUUUCCUCUCUAAUUUUUUCUGUUAUUGAGUAUUGCAAGAUGUAGCAGUGCAGCAUUGCGGAAAUUGUUACUGUUUAACAUUAUGAAGAUAUUCAUAGCCAUGCCCUUUACCGAAUUUUAAAUGUUGCUUUUCCCAGCCUGCACAGACAUAAACUUUUUCAAGAUUUUUUUAAAGCAUAUCAUCAUUCUUACGUACGCACUGUUUCUUUAACCUUCCUCGGAAGAUUUACUGAAGGAAAGGAGAGAUUUAUAAACACAUUCGUACAAUUAUGAGGGAAGAGGGAUCACUCAAUUUUAAAGGUGUAAUCCUCGCAUUGUUAAAUUUUUAGCUAUGGUGUAUUAUUUUCGUGUACAUAUUUAUAACCAGAUUUUAUUUUCAGAGGGACCACCAUGUAUAGUAUAUGCUGUUUACUGAAGGACAGUGUUUAAAAAAUGUUUGUGAAUCUGUAUUAGUCUAAUUUAAAGCAUGUAUUUCUUUUUAAUAAUACUGUACAUUUGAGUAACUUGACAAGAAGGGCAGACAUUGACACUUUGAGUGCAUUGAACUGGAAUCGGUGUCAGAAUGAGUAUUUCUAAUUGACAAAAGCCUAAGUUCCUGGUAGGAUGGCAUUGCCUAUAUGGAGGACAGUCUUCUUAUUUAACAACGGGCUCUUUUUGAGCUGGGCUAGGUUACAUGUCCCUCUCUGUCUUGAGAUGGUUCUUCAAACAGCAAUCGAGUUUAGAACGACAUGGACGCUGGUUACUUCGGCAAGCUGUAACCUUGGUGGACUAUUACUGCGUGAUUUUCAUUAAGUGGACAGUGAUUAACACUCGGUCAGGACUUAAAUGUGAUUUAGUGCAGUGACCAUUCAAGUGCCGGUGACAGUUUUUCUUUCUUUUUUUUUUUUUUAAACACGCAGAUAUUUGCACUGUGACUUAAUGUCUUUCUUUCUGCCUGUUCUUUGAGGUGGCACUCUGUAGAAAUUUAUACAUUUAUAAAUUAACAAGUAUUGUCCAAUUGUCCAGUUUUGAAGGUUUAUUUUUUUACUAUUAGAUUUGAUUUAUUUACAUCCAGUUAAAUUGUUUUGUUACCCUUAAUAAAUAUUAUUGGUGUAUUUUUUUCUGUCAUAAGUGUUUGUCUUCCCUAUUUGAAUUAAAAAGUGUACUUGUUUUUUUUUUCUCAAGUAGUAAAUAUUUUAUUAAACCACACAGCAAUUUUUGUUUAAUUUUUUAAUAAAUCUGAUUGGAUUUGCCUUUUUUUUCCUUCCUCUCCUGCCAUGUUAUUGGAGGGCCUCGUUCCGUUUCGCAUGUUCUCAGAUGUGCCACGUCUCUCCUGUCAGUGUGCAACUUCUGGAAGUUUCUCUCCCUUGUUGAACCCGAGCUGAGACUGAGCACAGAUGGUGCUGCUUCCUGCAGUGCAGCUGAUGCUCUGAAGGUUCUGUUUCAGUUACCGUGCCUCUCGUUUUGGAUCAGGGCAUCUUGGUAAAUGGCUCUUCGGGAAGUAAAGGAAAGAUGCUUGUGUAAAGAUAAAAUAAUAAUAAGUAAUACUGAUAAAUAACAAACAAAACAGACGGUGGGCUAGAGGGUGGGAUUUAUAUUUGGCAGUAUCCAAGCCUUGACUGCUUAUAAAGGACUUUUUUGCUUUAUAUGUUAUAAUAAGAGCUUAAGUCACAACAGAAAGGUCUCUAUAAGCUGAACUAUGAUGGACUUUAAAAUUGGCUUCUAAUGCUUAACUUUGCUGUUUAGUAAAUUGACUUUCUCCCUUAUGUCCUCUGAUUGGUGUUUUUCCCUGAAUUUGUCCUUUAUGAAAGGCUAGAGUCAGGGUUCACUGCAAAAGCCUGUGAAUGUGCACUGACCGUGUAUCUGACCUUACCAGUGUAAAGCCUAAUGCUGAACAGUGUAACACUUUUGAACAUUUUAUUCUCUGUUAACCAGCUGGUAACCUACGAAAUGUAAACCUCCCUCAGACAUCUUUAAACUAUUUGUACACUUUAACUUUUUCUUAAGAUUGUGAUCUUUGAACAAAAAUGUUAUACAGUUAGAUGCCAGAUGCCUUUACCCAAAAUAGGUUUUUAUUGAAGAAACUUGCCUGACAAACUUGUUCUCAUAUCUGUACUAAACACAAUUUAAUCCACAAGGACAGACCGUAUGCAUUCACCACAUCCAUUAGCUCAAUAUGUAAUAUAAGCAGUUACUUGGCCAGUCUUAGAAACUUCAAGCAGUACUGUUAUUGAAAGUAACUUGUCCUAUAUACGAACCAAGAAUCUGUUAACUUUGAGUUAUCAAUAUGCCUGGAUACGUAUUGCAUAAUUAUAUGUAAUAAUUAUGUAUUUUUUCUAAAUAUUAAUUGUAUAUAUUUUUAUUUGUGGUCUAAAAACUUUGUACAGAAAAGUUUUAAUUUCUCCCCUCAAAUCAUUAUAGUUAUUGUUGUGAAUGUAACCUUUAUUUGCUAGUUAAUAAAAUAUUUACAAAACAGUAAA
Paramormyrops kingsleyae is the source of this 8544-nucleotide messenger RNA. It is a transcript of the gene prex1, whose product is annotated as phosphatidylinositol-3,4,5-trisphosphate-dependent Rac exchange factor 1. Gene Ontology annotation, cellular component: plasma membrane. Gene Ontology annotation, molecular function: protein binding; GTPase activator activity; guanyl-nucleotide exchange factor activity. The record is from RefSeq and is a predicted model, not a curated record. Lineage: Eukaryota; Metazoa; Chordata; Actinopteri; Osteoglossiformes; Mormyridae. Gene Ontology annotation, biological process: regulation of signaling; intracellular signal transduction; positive regulation of GTPase activity.